Gymnogyps californianus (California condor) is the source of this 1000-nucleotide messenger RNA. It is a transcript of the gene HOXA11, whose product is annotated as homeobox A11. The record is from RefSeq and is a predicted model, not a curated record. Gene Ontology annotation, cellular component: nucleus. NCBI's taxonomy places the organism in Eukaryota, Metazoa, Chordata, Aves, Accipitriformes, Cathartidae. Gene Ontology annotation, molecular function: DNA-binding transcription factor activity, RNA polymerase II-specific; RNA polymerase II cis-regulatory region sequence-specific DNA binding. The transcript is spliced from 2 exons. The coding region runs from base 1 to 906 and encodes 301 amino acids. Gene Ontology annotation, biological process: anatomical structure development; regulation of transcription by RNA polymerase II.
AUGAUGGAUUUUGAUGAGCGUGUUCCUUGUUCCUCUAACAUGUAUUUGCCAAGUUGUACUUACUACGUCUCGGGUCCUGAUUUUUCCAGCCUCCCUUCUUUUUUGCCCCAGACCCCGUCUUCUCGCCCUAUGACAUACUCCUACUCCUCCAACCUACCCCAGGUCCAACCUGUGAGAGAAGUUACCUUCAGGGAAUAUGCCAUUGAUCCCUCCAGUAAAUGGCACCCCAGGAACAAUCUGCCCCACUGCUACUCCGCAGAGGAGAUCAUGCACAGAGACUGCUUGCCUGCCACCAACACUGCUAGCAUGGGCGAGAUGUUCGGCAAAAACACAGCUAACGUCUACCACCCCAGCACCAACGUCUCCUCCAAUUUCUAUAGCACGGUGGGCAGGAACGGGGUCCUACCCCAGGCUUUCGACCAGUUUUUCGAGACGGCUUAUGGCACGGCGGAAAACCUGGCCUCGGCGGACUACCCGGUAGACAAGAGUGGCGAGAAGGCGCCCGCGGCCGCCGGGGCGGCGGCGGCGGCGGCGGCGGCAACUUCAAGUUCGGAGGGCGGCUGCGGCAGGGCGGCGGCGGCGGCGGCGGAGAAGGAGAGGAGGAGGCGGCCGGAGAGCAGCAGCAGCCCCGAGUCAUCUUCCGGCAACAAUGAGGAGAAAUCCGGCAGCUCCAGUGGACAACGUACCCGUAAAAAGAGAUGCCCAUACACCAAAUAUCAGAUUAGAGAGUUAGAAAGGGAAUUCUUCUUCAGUGUCUACAUAAACAAAGAGAAACGCCUCCAGCUCUCCCGAAUGCUCAAUCUGACCGACCGCCAAGUGAAAAUAUGGUUUCAGAACAGAAGAAUGAAAGAAAAAAAAAUUAACAGAGACCGAUUACAAUAUUACUCAGCUAAUCCACUACUUUAAAACUCAUAGCGUUUUUCAAGACGAGAUUAAAUUCAGAUUUCGCCCUUGACAAGGUCAAGCCACGGGGUUACGUGGAGGAAGGAGGUGUGUAUCU